CUCUGUUCAUUCGCAUGCUGCAUUUGAACGGAGGCAGACUAGGGGGGGGGAUAGACAAGUAACCGGUCAGAAAUGACUUCACAUUUAAUAUGAGGUCGUGAAUCGACGAUUUCAAAACCAGGACCGUAAACCUCUGGAUUCUUGUUCGCACUGGAUCUAUAUAGUCGUGUCGGAUGAAUAUUUCCCCUCAACUGCCACUAACGGUCGUUUUUUUCCCAGAGCUAGCAUAAAACCAUACCUGGCUCAGGUCUCAUGUAGUCCGUCUUCACUCGCGUGGAUAGCUAGCUGACGCUAAAACACACAAUAUCUUUUAUCUUUGUGUUUUUUUUUAACAACAAAAUGAGAUUUAUUUCACUUCCCAUGAGGAAAGAAACCCCCGGACCCGGUUUUUCCAGUUGCCAAAAUGAGCGUCGAUUUAAUUGAAUCAACUACAUGAGAGGAGUCAAAACAAACAUAUAUCUCCCAAGGAGUGGACAUUUUUAAACGGCGCCAGUUACUCUGGAAAAUAUGGAAAGCGAGGUUUUCUCCCCUUUGCUGGAGCAGUUUAUGCUCACGCCUCUGGUCUGCUGGGUGAAGACAGUCGGCCAGGCGACAUUGACCGAUGGCACCCAAUUAUCGGAAUAUAUUGAAUUAGUGGAUGGGAUUUACCUGAACGAGAUAAUGCUUGAGAUAAAUCCCAAAGCCACGGUGCAGAGGACCAACAAGAAGGUGAACAAUGAUCCCACGCUGCGCAUCCAGAACCUUUCUAUUCUCAUCAGGCAGAUUAAAGACUACUAUCAGGAAAUUCUCCAGCAGCUGGUGAUGAUGCCUUUACCGAACGUGCUGGUUCUGGGCCGGAACCCUCUGUCUGAGCAAGGUCUGGAGGAGAUGAAAAAGCUGUUGCUGCUGCUCCUAGGCUGUGCUGUCCAGUGCGAGAAGAAGGAAGAGUACAUUGAGUGUAUCCAGACUCUGGACUUUGACACCAAAGCUGCCAUAGCAUCCCACAUCCAAGAGGUGACUCAUAAUCAGGAGAACGUGGUGGACCUGCAGUGGUUGGAAAGUGGGGAAAUGCCUUCUGAGGACCUGGACAGCCUCUCCAGAAACCUGGCUUUCCACCUGAAACGCCUGGUGGAUGAGAGGGACACACAGCUGGAGACUAUAGUGGAGUUGACCCAGGAGAGAGACUGUGUGCAGCUGUCUCCACUGGCUCCCUAUCCGACCCAGUCGCCCGGUGACUCCCCUGGCAUGAGGAGGACCGAAAGCCGACAGCACCUCUCUGUGGAGUUGGCAGAUGCCAAGGCCAAGAUCAGACGCCUUCGACAGGAACUAGAGGAGAAGAGUGAGCAGCUUUUGGACACCAGGCAGGAGCUCGAGAACAGUGAAGUGGAGCUCAAGAGGCUUCAGCAAGAGAGCUACCAGCUGGUGUCGGACGCUCGCUCGGCUCGGGCCUACCGUGACGAGCUGGACGCACUCAGAGAGAAAGCAAUCCGUGUGGACAAACUGGAAAGCGAGCUGAGCCGAUACAAGGAGAGACUUCACGACAUUGAGUUUUACAAGGCCAGAGUCGAGGAGCUGAAGGAGGACAACCAGGUCCUGUUGGAGACGAAGAGCAUGUUGGAGGAGCAGCUGGACGCUAACCGGACUCGCUCCGACAAACUGCACCUCCUGGAGAAAGAGAGUCUGCUGCUCAAAUCCAAGGUCCAUGACCUGGAGAUGGAGCGGGACAUGGAUCGUAAACGUAUGGAGGAGCUGAUGGAGGAGAACCUUGUGCUGGAGAUGGCUCAGAAACAGAGCAUGGACGAGUCCCUGCACCUGGGCUGGGAGCUGGAGCAACUAUCCAAGACACCAGAACUGACCGAAGCCCCUCAGAAGUCUCUGGGCGAGGAGGUGAAUGAGUUGACGUCGAGCCGCCUGUUGAAGCUGGAGAAGGACAACCAGACCCUGCUGAAGACUGUGGAGGAGCUCAGAGGAGCAGCCAGUCAGGACACAGUCACAAAACUGGCCAAAUUCAGCCACGAAAACCAGAGACUGAACCAGAAAAUGGAGCAGCUGGGGAGUGAACUGACAGCAGACAGAGAGUCGCUCCGCAGCGCCGAGUCCCUCAGUACUGACCUGAUGAAGGAGAAGGCUCUACUGGAGAAAACUCUGGAAACACUCAGAGAAAACUCUGAGAGACAGCUGAAGGGUCUGGAGCAGGAGAACAAGCACCUGAGCCAGACUGUGUCGUCUCUGCGUCAGCGCUGCCAGGUCGGUGCCGAGGCCCGGGUCAAGGAUGUAGAGAAGGAGAAUCGUGUUCUCCACGAGUCGAUCUGCGAGACAACCGCCAAACUCAAUAAGAUGGAGUUUGAAAGGAAACAACUGCGUAAAGAGCUUGAAGUGGUGAAGGAGAAAGGUGAGAGGGCAGAAGAGUUGGAGAUUCGGAUGCAGAAGCUUGAAAGGGACAAUGACGGCCUGCAGAAAAAAGUUGCCAGUCUUGGACUCACCUGUGAAAAGGUGUUUUCUUUGGAGAAGGAGAACACUGAGCUGGAGGCAGAGGGCCGUCGUCUGAAGAAGAAGCUGGACACGUUGAAGAACAUGGCCUUCCAGCUGGAGGCUCUGGAAAAGGAGAACUCCCAGUUGGAGCAUGAAAACCUGGAGGUUCGGCGCUUGGCUGAGAGUCUCCGGUCAGCGGGGGCAAAGGCCGCUCAGCUGAUAGCCGAGAACAGGGAGCUGGAGAGCGAGAGGAGCCAGAUGAAGCGCAGCCUGGAACUGCUCAAAGCCUCGUCCAAAAAGACGGAGAGGUUGGAGGUGAGUUACCAGGGCCUAGAUACAGAGAACCAGCGCCUGCAGAAGGCUUUAGAGAACAGCAGCAAGAAGAUUCAACAGUUGGAGGUGGAGCUGCAAGAGGUGGAGACUGAGAAUCAAAUCCUCCAGCGCAACCUGGAGGAGCUCAAGAUCUCCAGUAAACGGCUGGAGCAGCUGGAGCAGGAGAACAAGGCUCUGGAGCAGGAAAGCUCCCAGCUAGAGAAAGACAAGAAGCAUCUGGAGAAGGAGAACAAGCGGCUGAGGCAGCAGGCCGAGAUCCGAGACGCUAAACUGGAUGACGACAACCAGCGGAUCUCCACCUUGGAAAAAGAGAAUCGGACGAUGGGCAAGGAGAUGAUCUUCUACAGGGACUCCUGCACGAGAGUCAAAGACCUGGAGAGAGAGAACAAGGAGCUGGUCAAACUGGGCACCAUCGAUAAGAAGACCCUCAGCACUCUCAGAGAGGAGCUUGUGAGUGAGAAGCUGCGGACUCAGCAGAUGAACAAUGAUCUGGACAAGCUGACUCAUGAGUUGGAGAAGAUUGGACUGAACAAGGAAAGGCUGCUGCAUGACGAGAGCUCUGAGGACAGGUUUAAGCUCCUGGAAACCAAACUAGAGUCGACACUAAAAUCCUCUUUGGAGAUUAAAGAGGAGAAGAUCGCCGCCCUGGAGGCCAGACUGCAGGAGUCCUCCAACCUCAACCAGCAACUUCGCCAGGAGCUCAAGACCGUGAAGAAAAACUACGAGGCGCUGCGUCAGAGGGAGGAGGAGGAGAGGAUGGUGCAGAGCUCACCCCCUAGAGGAGCGGAGGACCCUCAGGCUGUCAAUAAAUGGGAGAAAGAGAGUCAUGAAACCACCAGAGAGCUGCUGAAAGUCAAAGACAGACUCAUUGAAGUGGAGAGGAAUAAUGCCACACUGCAGGCUGAGAAGGCGGCCCUGAGGAGCCAGCUCAAACAACUGGAAACUCAAAGCUGCAACCUGCAGGCUCAGAUAGUGGCCGUGCAGAGGCAGACUGCUUCUUUACAGGAGAACAACACGACACUACAGACGCAGAACGCCAAGCUGCAGGUGGAGAACUCCACCCUGAGCUCAAAGAGUGCCGCACUCAUGGCCCAGAACGCCCAGCUGCAGACCCAGCAGAGCAGCGUGGAGGGUGAGCGUGAGGGAGCUCUGAAGGAUAAAGAGGAGCUGAGGUCCACCUACGAGCUGCUCCUCCGCGAUCACGAGAAGCUGGCGGCGCUCCACGAGAGGCAAGCGUCAGAGUAUGAAGCCCUGAUCGGAAAACACGGCGGCCUGAAGACCUCCCACAAGGGCCUGGAGCAGCAGCACAGGGACCUGGAGGACAGGUACAAGCAGCUCCUGCAGAAGAAGGGAGAGCUGGAGGAUCUGGAGAAAAAUCUAAAGGAGAAGCAGGAAAAAAUGGUGCUGGAGAAUCAAACGCACCAAGCCACAGCUGACAAGUACAAACUGCUCAAAGAAGAAAACGAUCGGCUGAAUAAUACUCAUCGUCAGCUGGUGAAGGACAAUGAGAAUCUCCAGCUGGACCAUAAGAACACAAAGACCCAGCUGAACAGCGCCAAGCUGGACCAAACCAAGCUGGAGGCUGAGUUCUCUAAACUGAAGGAGCAGUACCAGCAGCUGGACAUCACCUCCACCAAGCUCACCAACCAGUGCGAGUUGUUGAGCCAGGUGAAGGGAAACCUGGAGGAGGAGAAUCGCCACCUGUUGGACCAGAUCCAGACUCUGAUGCUACAGAAUCGCACACUGCUGGAGCAGACCAUGGAGAGCAAGGACCUGUUCCACGUAGAGCAAAGACAAUACAUAGACAAGCUGAAUGAGCUGAGGAGACAGAAAGAGAAGCUGGAGGAGAAGAUCAUGGACCAGUACAAGUUCUACGACCCCUCUCCUCCACGCAGGCGUGGCAACUGGAUCACUUUGAAGAUGAAGAAGUUGAUCAAGCCGAAGAGCCGGGAGAGGAUGCGCUCUCUCACGCUGACUCCCUCUCGUUCGGAGUAUGGCGACGCGUUCUUGCCGUUUCCCCAGGACAGCCAGGACAGCUCGUCCAUAGGCUCGGGCUCCAACUCUCUGGACGACACACUCACACAGAAGAGGAGCAGCAGGAGGAGAGGGCAGCAGUCCCAUGCCCAAGGGCAGGGAUCCACCAAUGCUUUAAAAAGGUUGCCUUUCAUGAGGAACAGAUCCAAGGACAAAGACAAGGCCAAGGCCAUCUACCGGCGCUCCAUGUCCAUGAAUGACCUGCUGCAGACCAUGGCGGUGGCGGGCGGCCCCGGGGCUCAAUGGGCGAACAGCAUCGAUAACUUAGACGGCGCUGAGGCCGGAGACGCCGGCAUGACGGGGAGCAGCAGGCGCAGUGGGCAGAGCAUGAAAGAGCUCGCCUUUUCAAACAACGCCAUCGACUGUGCCGCGCUCACCCUGCCCAAUGCACGGCAUAGCAGGGCCAAGCUCCGUCUUCAGGUCAAAGAUAAUGCCUCAUGUGAGGAUGUUGUCGGCUCCUUGGAUGACCCCAAGAGUCAAGCCUCCAGACCCACCAGUCUCCAUAGCAACAGGAUCAGUAGUAAUAGUAACAAUAACUCCCACCUCACUUCUCCUCUGGAGGGCAAAGGCGCGUUGAAUGGCAGCCUCAGUAGGCCUCACAGUGAGAGCAGCGGGGAGUUCAGCCUGAGUUUGGACCAGGAGGUGUGGUCCAGCAGCGGCAGCAGCCCCGUCCAGCAGCCCUCCUCCUCCCGCACCUCCCACCAGAGCCCCCUGCAGCUGCGCAGGUCGCUCGACCCGUCCGGCGCCGCAGGCAGCCCCGGACAGACUCAGGGCAGGAAGUCGGGAUCCCUAGCCGGCGAGGUGCUCUCACUGCAGCAGUUCCUGGACGAGGGUAUUGAUCCUGCAGAGUCUGGCAGUCAAGAGAACCUCACUGUCGACUCUCCUCGACUCUCCACUUCUUCUGAGCAUGUGCAGAAAGAACGCACUUUCACAAAGGGGCGGGGCAUCUUACGCUCCUCCAGUGGGAAAGCGGCGCCGGUCAGCUCUGAUCGCCCUCCGAGAUCCACCGGACAACCGGGUCGCCCAACUCUGCGUAAGGCGGAGAGCACCCGUGUGAGAGGCUCUGUCCCGGUCCGCUCCAGCCUGUCAUCGCAGGGCAAAGCCACCUCCGUGGCCGGACGCCUGGACUUGGCUUCCUCCACGCUGCCCCGGGCCAGCAGCGUCAUCUCCACCGCCGAGGGCACCACGCGCCGCACCAGCAUCCACGACCUGCUCUCUAAGGACAACCGGCAGCCCGUGUCCGUUGACACUUCUCCUAACGCCGCCUCCACUAAGGCUGGGGUUUGCUCCCAGCCUACACCCAGUGAGUACCACCCCAACACCACCCCCCCCCUGCCCAAGUCCCUCAGCUUACCUUGCCAUAGCAUGGAGGAUCCCGACCUCUCCACCCUCAAGUCUUUCCUCGGCCCCUCCUUCACUGUAGAGUCGGUGUUCAUGGACUCUAUCUUUAGUGAGUCGGCGUGCAAAAACCUCCCCUUCCUGUCUCUAAACCCCACCCUAGUCAGCAACAUCAGCGGGCCUCCCGUUACAAAUAAAACACUCCCUCCUCCUCCUUCUAUUCCCAACCAUAGUCCCACCCAAAACCAGGCCCCUCACAGCCAAUCAAAUGGCCAGAUGAUAUCCAGCCCAGCCAGUGUGAAAGAGUCUAACGAGGGCGAUGAGCCCAAUGGUGAGAAUAAUUCGGACCAGUCACUGAAUCCAGAGGACAACCAGUCUCUGUGGUACGAGUACGGGUGUGUGUGAAUGACGGGGAGGUUCUGGCUCAUCUUUUCUACCAGACUUGACGUAAAGACGGCUGACGAUCCUCCUCCUCUGCAUGUAUUUAUUGCAGCACUAUCUCUGUGUGGUGUUUUUGUUUUUGUUUUUGUUUGCCAUGGUGCUGAUCAGCAAAUCGCUGUUUUUGUUUUUGUUUUUUUGUCACCUUCUGUUUUCUGCCUUGCUCUUCUCUCCGAGGUGGGACUCUGAUGAAUGUUCUUUCAUCCAACAGCCAUAUUAUUGUUUCCUCAUCUGUUUCACUGGCUAACACGACACUAUUAUCUGCAGUUCAGUGACGUAAUGUCAGAAAUAACCAUCUAGACAGCAAAGCAUUGUGGGACAGAUCUCGUAGCUGCAAUUUCUUAAUUACAAAUCCAAAUUGAUAUUUUUAAAUGUGUCGGAUGAUAGAUUCACUUCUUCACUGUUUAUGAUGAUGUCUCGAUGAUGUUCGGUUUCUCUGCUUUUUAACUCAUCAUUCACUAAAUUGCACGGCUUUGUUCUGUCUGACCCGAAACGCUCAUUUUGAUUGUUGUGAUCAAAAUGGUUCUCGUGUGUACCUUCGUUUUGUUUGUGUUGAUGGUGUGUACAGUUUUGUUUUUGUUCAUUUGACACCUUUCUCUGUAUUUUUCUUUUCUAUAUUAUUAACCGGAGUAUUUGCUCUGCGGGUGUUAACUGACCUCUGGUGACACAAUGAUGAAGCUUCAUUCCCACAGUGAUCAGAGGGAAGGUGCAGUUGUUAUUGAAACAGGAAGUAGUAAGUCUUCAGUGGGCUGAUUUGUGAAUGAAGCUAACAUCAUUUGUUUUGGUAUCUGGAAACUUUUAUUUACUCAUCCCGACGCAACCCAAUUUAAGAAUGGAUAAAAUAGGAUUAUGUAUUUUAGACAAGAUCUUGUACAGAUUGUUAUCAUUAAGUUAUAAUCAAAGACGAGCACUGCUUCGUAGUGCUGUCCGCCUCUAGAUCCUUAUUUAUUUCUGCUUUUGUACUCUGUUCUCGCUGUUUUGAAGUUUAAUGUAUUUAUCUUAAUCUACAGUAUAUGCCGGUAUGAAGUAAAUGAACAUUUCUUUUCACUGUCUACAGAUGUAACAUAAACGUUGCCUUUGUCCUACAGAUGUGGAGGGCAGAAAGUCUAAAAGCAGGAGCGGGGAGCCGCAGCAAAGCUGCUAAACCCCGCCCCCACCGCCCUCGUCUGUCUGCUACCAUGCUGUGAGCGCGUGGUGAGUGAGUGCUGCUCGAGCGGGAGAAAUAGGGAUUGGGGCUGAGGGGAGGGUGGGGUUCGGUCUUGUCUCCAUGGGAACCUAAAACAUGGUGUAACAGAUGUCGUCCAUCCUGCCGUGCACUUGCUUCCCUUGCUCUUCUAAGCCCAAACCUGCCCCUCCUCCUCCUCCUCACUGUCCUGUCCGCCGUCCCCGUGGUGCCAAACGCCUGUUCAGAGCCUGAUGGGACCCUGGUCUGCAUGGCAUAUGGGCCGUUUAACCAUGAACGCUUUGCCUGUUUGUGUCCCCAAAUCCCCCAAUGAGAGGAGUUCUCCGCCCCCAGCACCUCACCGUAUCCCUCCUCCGUGACGCUUCUCGUGUUGUAGGUGAAGCUGGUUUCCUGCUGGUGAAAGAAAAUAGACCCUUUCCUGUUCUCGGUCUGCUUGUUGUUGCUGCAUGGCUUCGGUGUAGCGCUGAAAUCCUUCCCCCUUUCUUGUCCCCUUGACGAUGCAUGUAGAUCCAGGCUGGCUGCUUCCGUGUCCACUUGUAUUUCACUGUCUACGGUUACAAUUUCUGACUUUUAAUCUUCUUUUACUUUGUGUUCUCUUACUUUCUAAUCUGUCUCCCUUUCUUCUCUUACUCCUUCCACUCCUCUUUGCUUGCCUGGGACUCAGAGAGAAAGGUGGCCUUGGAGCUGUGUGUCUGAAGCCUAGUCGAGUUAAUCUGCUGAGACCCUCUACAGUGAGAAAAGAUUGUAUAUCCCAGUUUCCUUUUCCUUCCCUUUAACCCAGGACACUUCAUUAGAGAACAGUGGCUUCCUUCUCUGUUUAGUUUUUUCUUCCUUGAAUCAAGGAAACAGAAAGAUUCUAGAAAAUGUUGCUGUGACAGUUUUUUUUCUUCUGUAAAGACUAAAGCUGUGGCAGAUUGCACUGCCACGUGUCCUUCAGUGUGACGGACUGCUAGAGGUGCACUGGUCUUUACGGACUAAGAUUAAGUGCCAAUGUUCACACGACAGCCAAAAGGGCGAUCUUAAACCAGACUGAUGACUCCAUUUUGGAUCUUCUGUGCAACUUCAGUCAGCCGGACCUUCUUUUGCCCAACGCCAUGAUCACAAAAACUUUUGUAAACGGGCAGCUUGGACAAGCAAAGACGACUUUCAUUCAGGCUCGUACAAAACAUUUUCAAAGCAUGUCGGCACCAAACCUGCUAAACCUGCUAAAAAUGCUGAAAAAUCACAAUCUGCAUGGAGCAAUCAAUCAGCCAAUCACUUCCUUUUGUCCAAUCAAAGAGGAGGACAGCGCUCAGUGGGGAGUUUACUUGCCUGGAUGCCAAAUGGACUUGGACAGGAAGCCAUAACAGCUGUGUGAUUGGCGUCUGUUGCCUGCCAAUCAUGAGUGAAGGUUGUGUGAUCUGAGAGCAAGAGACUAAUCAUGGGAGAGUUUCAGGUCACAGCUGGCAGCCGGGGCCAACCUGAAACAAUCCCGACACACACCUUUGAAUCAUAUAUCCUCAUGGAUCAUUGAGAUCACACUGAACCAUCUCAUUUAUCGCUUCCCAUCCUGCUCUGAAAAGGAAAAUAACAGUAAAAGCACACUUCCUGUUAACGUCAUACCUUCACAGUAACGUGUAUCUACUUUCUCAGUAUAAGUGACCUGUAUCCGACCCAGUACGUGCAGAGUUCUGUAGCUGUGUUGAACAUGAUGAUGAUGAGACCCAGUGUUUUCCUCCUUUUCCACUUUUUACAUAAAUCCAUUUGAUGUAAUUAAAAUUCAUCAAGACUA
Cottoperca gobio is the source of this 9548-nucleotide messenger RNA. It is a transcript of the gene ccdc88ab, whose product is annotated as coiled-coil domain containing 88Ab. Gene Ontology annotation, molecular function: dynein light intermediate chain binding; microtubule binding. Gene Ontology annotation, cellular component: cytoplasm; centrosome. NCBI's taxonomy places the organism in Eukaryota, Metazoa, Chordata, Actinopteri, Perciformes, Bovichtidae. The record is from RefSeq and is a predicted model, not a curated record. Gene Ontology annotation, biological process: cytoskeleton-dependent intracellular transport; cytoplasmic microtubule organization.